AUGUGUUACUAUGCUAGAUACUGUGGAGGCCUGGGCUAUGGCUAUGAUGGGCUAGGUUGUGGCUAUGGCUGUGGCUAUGGCUGUGGCUAUGGCUGUGGCUAUGGCUGUGGCUAUGGCUGUGGCUAUGGCUGUGGCUAUGGUUAUGGCUGCUGCCGCCCACUGUGCUGUAGAAGGUACUGGUCUUAUGACUUUCUACUGAGGAGAUUAUGCAAAUGCCCUGAUUUUCUAACCAGAAAGGCUUCUAAGUGUUUUUACACCAAGAACUCAAGAAUGUCUUCAAAAUUUCUAACUUUAGGCUAA
Arvicanthis niloticus (Nile rat) is the source of this 300-nucleotide messenger RNA. Its product is annotated as keratin-associated protein 20-2-like. The record is from RefSeq and is a predicted model, not a curated record. Lineage: Eukaryota; Metazoa; Chordata; Mammalia; Rodentia; Muridae.